UCCGGAAGUACAGCACUUUUUUGGUUCACAGGGAAAGGAAAAAAAAACUGCUGUUGAAAAACAAAACAGCAAAAAUGCCUGCCCCUAAAAGACAAGAGUCUUUUCAGGAUCCUCACACUAAGAGAAGAAAGGUGGAUCAGAAUGAAGUCGCCAUGCCAUCCAACAAAACGACACCAGCCUCUGCAACGUCAAGCAACCCCCAUAGAGCAGCACCUUUGCAGAGAAGGAAUAAGAAAAAGUCCCCAGCAAAACUAAAAGAGGGAAAUAAACCCGCAGGGUCCAGCCGCAAUUCCUCCAAGACAAAAUCAACCCAAAAGGCCACCACCAGGACCAAGUCCAAUCCACCUGUAAAGAACGCCAAGCUGCUGAAAGCCACAAGUGCCUCCUCAAAGAAUCCCAACUCUAAAGGAAACCUAAAAAGACCAGCCAAGACCACAGAGUCCGAUGAGGAGCUUAUCAGAACUCGUAAACCCCAUUGCAUCAGAAAAUACUCUAAUGGGGAUAGAGGUAAGCGUAAAGGGUCACAGUCUAAUCUGAAUGAAGAAGUAUUGCUCUCGGACCCUGUGCAGAGGGAUCACAAUUAUGGUAUACCCUAUGUGUCUCGUGGUAGUCAUUCUGGAAGUGAGGAAAAUAAAAGGAAGGGAGUCAGAGAGUUCACCAUAGGCCCAGAGACCCAAAGAGAUGUGAAGAUGGAAACUCAAAUAUCUUUAGAGCCCUUACCUGAACAAUCUGGACAGAUGAAGCGGAGCAGUGAGACACAUGAGGUGCAGGAUAAUUCCAUGACCACCCCAACAGAUGAAGUUAGUGAGAGUGUCGAGACCAAGCCUGAUACAAAAACAAUGUCUCCUCUAGCAUUCCCUGAGAAAGCUUCAGAUCCCAUCCAUAAGCAGGUGAACCAGAAUAAUUCCAUGACCACCCCAACAGAUGAAGUUAGUGAGAGUGUCGAGACCAAGCCUGAUACAAAAACAAUGUCUCCUCCAGCAUUCCCUGAGAAAGCUUCAGAUCCCAUCCAUAAGCAGGUGAACCAGAAUAAUUCCAUGACCACCCCAACAGAUGAAGUUAGUGAGAGUGUCGAGACCAAGCCUGAUACAAAAACAAUGUCUCCUCUAGCAUUCCCUGAGAAAGCUUCAGAUCCCAUCCAUAAGCAGGUGAACCAGAAUAAUUCCAUGACCACCCCAACAGAUGAAGUUAGUGAGAGUGUCGAGACCAAGCCUGAUACAAAAACAAUGUCUCCUCCAGCAUUCCCUGAGAAAGCUUCAGAUCCCAUCCAUAAGCAGGUGAACCAGAAUAAUUCCAUGACCACCCCAACAGAUGAAGUUAGUGAGAGUGUCGAGACCAAGCCUGAUCCAAAAACAAUGUCUCCUCCAGCAUUCCCUGAGAAAGCUUCAGACCCCGUCCAUAAGCAGGUGAACCAGAGUAGUGAGACACAUGAGGAGCAGAACGAUUCAGUGACCAUCCCUACAGAUCAAGUUAGUGAGAGUGUAGAGAGCAAGUUUGAUGCAUAUAAAAAGUCUGCAGACCCCGUACCUGAACUGCUAAAACAGAGCACUGAGACACAGGAUAUGCAGGGAAAUUCCAUGACCACCCAUACAGAUAAAGUUAAUGAACAUUUAGAGACUAAGGUCGAUGUAAAAAUAUUGUCUCCUCCAGCCAUAGGCUUAGUAGCAUAUAGUAGCAGUAGUGAUUCUGAAUGUGAAAGUGAGGAAAAUGACAGGAAGGGAGUCACAGAGUCAAUAGAUGUGAAGAUGAAAACUCAAGCAUCUUCAGAGAAGGCUUCAGACCCUGUCCCUGAACAGGUGAAGCAGAGCAGUGAGACGAUGCAGGAGGAUUCCAUGACCACCCCUACAUAUGAAGUUACUGAGGAUUCCAUGACCACCCCUACAUAUGAAGUUACUGAGGAUUCCAUGACCACCCCUACAUAUAAACUUACUGAGGAUUCCAUGACCACCCCUACAUAUGAAGUUACUGAGGAUUCCAUGACCACCCCUACAUAUGAAGUUACUGAGGAUUCCAUGACCACCCCUAGUGAGAGUGUAGACACCAAGCUUGAUGCAAAUAUAAAGCCUCCAUCUAUAGAAGUAUAUUCAGAGGAGGCUUCAGACCCUGUCCCUGAACAGGUGAAUCCUGAACAGGUGAAUCAGAUAUACAUCGACAUACAGAAGGUGCAGGAAGAUUCCUUGACCACCCCAACAGAUGAAGUAAGUGAACGUUUAGAUGGCACGCUUGAUGCAGAAAUAAUGUCCCUUCCACCUUUAGAAGCAUCCUCUGAGGAGACCCAUACAGUUGAAGUUAGUGAGAGUGUAGAGACCAAGUGUCCAGAACUUGCACCUGAACAAGUGAUGCAGAGCACUCUCACACAGGAGAUGCAGGGAGAUUCCGCGCCAACCCCUGCAGAUCAAGUAAGUGAGAGUGUAGACACCAAGCUUGAUAUCGAAGUAAAGUCUCCACCUGUAGAACUAUCCUCUGAGGAGACUUCAGACAAUGUCUCUGUCUCAGAACAGGUGAUGCAGAGCAGUGAGACAAAGGAGGUCCAGGAAGAUUCCACGACCACCCCUACAGAUGAACUUAGGGAAAGUGUAGAAACAAAGUCGGUUGCUAAAAUAAAGUCUCCAUCCCUAGAGGUGCUUUUCAGUGCUCUAAAGGACUCCAGUCUUUGCAAACAUCCCCUAUCUCAUACAAUGCGCUCAAAUGUCAAAGAGUUUCUGGAAGUAGAAGAUUCUUUAGAAAUCAUGAAAAAAGACCGUGACUUUGGUGUAACCGAGAGCAUUGAGUGUACUUUAGACCUCGAGACCCCGAUUAUUGUCGAGGAUAUGGAGAUCGGCCACUGUGUUGUGGAGGUGGUGGGAGAGAAUGGAGAUGAGGUGGAUAGUGAUCUGGAAAUCAUAGACAACUCUGAGAAGACAUUCCAGCAAACCAAAGGGUCUGAAGAGUGCAGUGUGGACAAAAGUGAAGAUGGUACUGAAAAGAAAUGCACAAGUUCCUCUAACCAAGACAGCACAAAUAGUGGGAAGAAAGAAGCUGCUAAAAAGACACAGGAUAGCCUGGAAAAACCCAAGAAACAGCAGAUGAACCCUCAGGCCAGGACCAAAGCCAGACUAGCAGCGCUAGCUGAGCAAAAGGCAGCCGCCUCCAAAAAAGAGAGCAGGCAGCUCAACCUCCUGGCCCUAUGUGAAGAAAUAGCAGACGAUAUCGCCACUGACACCAUGUUAAUAAAGACGAAGGAGGAGGAGGAGGAGCAGGUUGUAACAGUUGAGGCUGAACCCAGCAAGGAGCCGGAAUGCCCACCGCCUGUCACACAGGCUGAGACUGUUCCUAUACCUCCAGCUCCUGCCGGACCCAAGGAACCCUCUCCACCCUCCGCUGAGGAGCCUGCUCCAGCCAAGCCCCCAGCUCCAGAGGUACCUCAGAGGCGUUUCUUCAUCAGCCAAGUGACGAUACCCCUCAAAAUCCACGAGAAGAAGAAGCUUACCAGGUUCCAAAGGCUGCGGCAGGUGGAGCUGCAGCGGGAGAAGAAUAUGUCCUGGACCAUGGUGAAGAAGCUCAAGUCCGAUCAGAAGAUGAUUCCAGAGACUGAGACUAAACCUUCCUCCCCAUCACUGUCCACUCCAGAAGCAGCACCUGUCCCAGUGACCACACCCCCACCCCCCUCAGCCAGUCCAGCAGCACCCACAGUAGCUGCACUCUCUUCUGCCCCAGCCCCAACCAGCCCAGCAGUAACCACUAAGGUUGAGCCCCUCAAAGUUGAGCCCCCCAAAGUGACCCCCAGUAAGGGACCCACCCUAAGAAAGAGGACGCUUCCAGCAGUACCCCCGCCGAUGCCCAACGGGCUGAAAGCUCAGAAGGCCAAGCCUGUGGUGGAGUAUAAGCCUUACAAAGCAAGGCCCAAGUACUCUUUUGAUGACUUUGAACUGGAUGAUGAGCCGAAACCCACAGUACAGAAGGCAGUACUACCCACAGCCCAGAGGGCAGCAGUGAGACCUACACCUACCAGCAUUCAGAGGGCAGCAGUUAGAUCUACACCUACCAGCACUCAGAGGGCAGCAGUUAGAUCUACACCUACCAGCACUCAGAGGGCAGCAGUGACAUCUACCCUUACCACCAUUCAGAGGGUAGCAGUGACACCUACACUUACCACCAUUCAGAGGGCAGCAGUGAGACCUACACCAGCGGCCGAAAAUGGCAAACAUGAAGACUCAAAACCUACCGUGCAGAAGCCAGGAGUACCUACGGGUCAAAAAACAGUAAGACCUACCGCGCAGAAAACAGUAGGACCUACCACGCAGAAAACAGUAGGACCUACCGCGCAGAAAACAGUAGGACCUACCGCGCAGAAAACAGUAGGAACUACCGCGCAGAAAACAGUAGGACCUACCGUGCAGAAAACAGUAGGACCUACCACGCAGAAAACAGUAGGACCUACCACGCAGAAAACAGUAGGACCUACCGCGCAGAAAACAGUAGGACCUACCACGCAGAAAACAGUAGGACCUACCACGCAGAAAACAGUAGGACCUACCGCGCAGAAAACAGUAGGACCUACCGUGCAGAAAACUGUAGGACCUACCUCGCAGAAGACAGUACCAACUGUACUGAAGGCUGUAGAGACACCAACCCCUAUGUCCAAAAAUGGCAAACAUGAGGACUCCAAAUUUACCGUACAGAAGGCAGACAUGCCUAGACCCAGUGUACAGAAGGCAGCUGUGGUACCUACACCUUGCCCCAAAACAGAAGCACCACCUACGCCCAAAACUGGCAAAGAUGAGGAUUCCAUAGCACCAGUGUCCUCCCCUCCCUCAGAAGAGCCCCCAAGAGAUUCUGUUGACAAGGAGCAGUGUGAAGAAAAGCCUGCUGUUACUGCGAUUAAACCCACAUCCCCAGAGGUCAGGUCAGAGGACAACACAACAACAGAGAAAGCCUCUGACUCUGGGGUCGUGCAAUCAGCAGGUAAUAGCAGUCCCCUCUCUGACACACGUCUGCAGAAAGAAAUCAAGAAACUAAAGGAGGCCGACCAAGAUGGAAAUCAAGCCAUCAUUGAUGCAGGGCAGAAGCACUUUGGCGCAGUGACCUGCAGUGUGUGUGGGAUGCUGUACUCUGCUGCCAACCCGGAGGAUGAAUCCCAGCAUUUGCUCUUCCACAACCAGUUCAUCAGUGCUGUCAGAUAUGUGGGGUGGAAGAAGGAGAGGAUUUUGGGGGAGUACCCCGAUGGCAAGAUCAUCCUUGUCCUUCCAGAUGACCCCAAAUAUGCACUGAAGAAGGUUGAGGAGAUUAGAGAGAUGGUGGACAAUGACCUGGGCUUCCAGCAGGUUGAGACCAAGUGUCCCUCCCAGACCAAAACCUUCCUGUUUAUCUCCAAUGACAAGAAGGUAGCUGGGUGCCUUAUCGCUGAGCACAUUCAGGAGGGCUACAGGGUCAUCGAGGAGGCGGUGCCCGAGGGCUCGGAGGGAGAGAAGGUGAUGUUUGAGCGUCAGAGAGCCUGGUGCUGUUCCACCAACCCAGAGCCAGCCCUCUGUGGCAUCAGCCGCAUCUGGGUCUUCAGCAUGACGAGACGGAGGGGUAUCGCUUCGCGCAUGAUCGAGUGUCUCAGGAACAACUUCAUCUAUGGCUCCUACUUGAGCAAGGAGGAGAUCGCUUUCUCCGACCCCACGCCCGACGGGAAGCUCUUUGCUACACACUACUGUGGCACCUCGCAGUUCCUGGUUUAUAACUUUGUCAGUGGAACAUGUUCAGACCAACCAAGCCCAAAUUUGGUGUAACCAUUUGCAUCAAGGUGGAUUUUUGCUGAGGCCCAGUGUGACUCCUCACCAACCAACCAAUCUUGUCGUGGACAUCCUAUCACAAGCACAUUGUGGCUCUUUUAGACUCAUCAAAAACUACUGUACUGACUCUUCUGAGGGGAAAUGUUGGUUUUUAAUCUCAGGUUGAAAACAACAAGGUGUUGUUUAAACGAAGAUUUAAAUUCUCCCUUUUAAUCCCUGCAUAGUAUUUUGAGACAAAUAAUAUUUUUAUUUAUGUUUUUUAAUUAAGGAACACACUUUUAUUGGAAGUAUUAAAGAGUUUACAUGCAUUAAGCUUGACAGCAAUAGAAAACAAAGAGCAUUUCACAAUUCAUCGUUUUUGAAAAGAUGCACUAAGUUUUACUCAAACGGUUCUAAAACAAUGUUGUCCUGUUCUAAUAAUGCAUUUCAUUCAUAUAGAGCCUCUUAAAACAGUUAGAAGUUGCUGUAUUUAGAUGAUGAUUUGUCAUUCAUCAAGUGUAUACAAGGGGUUGUUCUUACACACAUCCUUGUUCAUCAUCUCUUUACUUUUAAUGCAGUGAUGCGUUGACCACCUGUGAGGUUCCAUUUUGUGAUACGGACUACAUUACUGUUAGAGGUCACUCUCACAGAAUUUCUCAGAAUGUGUUUGUUUGAUUCUGUUGAGUGAAGUUGUUACUCACCAUUUUCUUCACGACAUGAUCAUUCUCAGUCUUGCUGCCAUGUGUCUGUCCUAAUCAUGUCCAUUAUUAAAAUGGAGAGUCCUAUUUGGGAUAGUUAUCCUCCUUAGGCAGUAUGUAGCAUGGACUAGCAGGAAGAAUAACUGAGGUAAUAAUGUUGGUUGGAUUUCUAGAUGGGGCAUUUUUCUGUAGUGCUUCUAUUCAAGGCUCUUUACCCAAGUUGCCGCAGAAAUAUAUCUGACUGUAGAAAUGUUAAAUGUGAGCUGUGAUAAGUGCAUUGCAAGGCAGUUAGCAUUCGCUUGUUUCUGCCUGUAUGUUUGUGCCUACUGUGAAUCAUGAACCUCAACCUGACUGUUAGAUUUCACUGAUUGACUGAUCAUACUGUAGACUCCCUCAAACGUUCUAAACUGCCCUUAACUGAGCAUUUCCCCCUUCCCUUGAAUUCACCAUUUUAAUGAUUGACAAUUUCUUCUAUUGGCAGAAAGUUUUAUCAAUGAGGUCAUGAAUGGUCCUAAAUGUGAAUAAUACAUUAAGAGUUAAAAGUAAGUCCUGUAAUAUGAAUAAUAUCAAUAAUGCCAUUGAAAGGGUUUAGAACCUCAUGGUUAUUAGAUUUUUGAGGGAGUUGAAAACACCAUCCACCAUGUCAAAGGUGAUUAUCACAGCAAACCAAGGGACUGUUGCUCAGCCAUCAAAGUGUUGUGAUUCAUACAUUUUCUGGUAUCAAUGUAAUUUAUUCAUUAUCACAUUGCCCUUCAUGUUGAAACAUUUUCUUUUAGAAAUAUUGUGGGUCGUGUAAGAAAACACAUUUGAUUUAUAAAGAGCUGUCAUGUAAAUAGUUAUUUAAAAAAUAAAAAAACUAUCCUGCCCUGC
Molecule: messenger RNA, 7303 nt
Organism: Coregonus clupeaformis (lake whitefish)
Lineage: Eukaryota; Metazoa; Chordata; Actinopteri; Salmoniformes; Salmonidae
Product: titin
Exons: 12
Coding region: 75-5753 (1892 amino acids)
Biological process (GO): mitotic sister chromatid cohesion
Cellular component (GO): chromatin; nucleus
Molecular function (GO): protein-lysine-acetyltransferase activity
Source: RefSeq, a predicted model, not a curated record